CUGCUUAUGUGGAGCACAUCAGAAUUGCACACAAGCAGGAUAAAUCUGCGACAACACUGAAAGUGAUGCCAAAGAUUACUGCGUCUCAUGUGAACCCAAACAACUUUGAGAAGAUGAAGGUCAACCUUGCAUUUCAUCUAUUCAGCGGGGAAGUCCUUCGUGGCCUUUUCUUCUACAAGAAUGAGAUAACCAGCAGCUGGAGUGAUCCUGCACCAACACAAGCGUUCAUACUCUUGAUGGUGAAGCUAAUUCAAGCAAUGACAGCACGGAUCCCAUCGCAAGGACUGAGACCUGGUUCUUCACAAGAGAAAGAUAUCAAGGAUGCUCUGGAGUACCUAAACAAGUGGGAAGCUUUCUGUGAACCUUCCAAGGCUGGAUUCCUGUCUGGAAGCACUGCCGAGGGACUAAGAGUUACUCUGCAGGGUACUCUGGAUCUCCCGAAGUAUGUCAACGAGAAACUUGGUUUUAAAUACUUGCUCACAAGCCGUCUCAGCCAAGAUUGCAUUGAGAGGUUGUUCGGCAUCAUUCGACAAUUUUCAGGAUGCAAUGACAACCCCACGGCAACCCAGUUCUUGAUCACAGUGAACUGUCUAAGCUUCUACGACUUGGUGAAAGCACCAAGCAGUGGCAACUGCGCGGGAGGGUCUCUGACAUCUCUGCUUGGAACUGAGACAAAAGCUGGUUGUGAAGUGGACAAAUUGCUCGAUAAAGGCAGGCUGGAAGAAGCAUCAACAGCCUUGAAAAAAUCAUCACUCGUCCCUGACCAUGUGUGUCCUGAGAAGACAAGCGAUGCUCGACUCAUCUUCUACGUUGCAGGGUAUGUUGCAAGAAAAACAGUACUGAAAACUUCAUGCAACGACUGCUUUGAUGAUCUCCUGGUAUGACCAGAGAAUGCCAACAAAAACCUUGCAACACUCACAAAGUUCUGCGACAAUGACGGGCUUCUUUACCCCUCGGAGAAGCUCUUUUCAUUUGUGGAGGCCCUUGAGGUCACCUUUACCAUGUGGUUCAGUUACAACGAACUGCACCAGGAUAGUGUGGCUGACCUGACUUCUUGUCUGCGGUGGAGUCGCAUCUCAGUUGGCUGUACGCAGCAUUGUGCUGUUCUGACCAAUCAAAUCACAAAAUUCUAUCUUAUUACUCACCUGCACUUCUUCACGAAGUCCCUGAACAAGAAAAAAAGCGUCUUUGCGCGCAAAGAAGAAGUACCUGAAGCUUCGGCAUGUCACAUAGACAUUUCUACUGUGACUCAAGAUAACAUUUCAAAGUGUUUUUUCAUGAUUUCCUUUUGUUUUAUGUUGAGUUCGCACGGCGGUAUUAUUGCUUCAAUAUAGAGUAUGUUUUCAUCCACUUUU
Messenger RNA from Ixodes scapularis (black-legged tick), 1355 nucleotides. RefSeq lists its product as uncharacterized. The coding region runs from base 66 to 884 and encodes 272 amino acids. The record is from RefSeq and is a predicted model, not a curated record. NCBI's taxonomy places the organism in Eukaryota, Metazoa, Arthropoda, Arachnida, Ixodida, Ixodidae. The transcript has a single exon.